UUCUUCAAAGGAUAUGAUGCAAAUUUUUUAGAAAGAAUACUUGAUGGUUGUGACCUCUUUGCAAUCAUAGGAAUACAAAGUUUGAUUGAUAAGACUCUCAUAACCAUCAUCAACAAUAAGCUGUGAAUGCAUGAUCUGCUGCAAGAAAUGGGUAGAGAAAUUGUCCGAGAAGACUACUAAACAACCUGGAGACCGUAGUAGAUUAUGGAAAACUGAGAAUAUCCAUUAUGUGUUCAAAGGAAACAGGGGAUCUGCAAAAGUUGAAGGCAUAUUCCUAAAUACAUCUGAGAUGAAAGAGAUAAUUCUGAGCCCUGAAAUCUUCUCACAGAUGCAUAAUCUAAGGUUGCUUAAAAUUUAUAAUUUUGAUGAGGAAGAGAAAUGCAAACUGAAAUUUCCUCAAGGUCUUCAUUGCCUUCCUGAUGCACUUACAUAUCUAUAUUGGGAUGGAUACCCUCUUAAAUCUUUGCCAUCAUAUUUUAGUCCAGAGAACAUUGUUAUCCUUCAAAUGCCUAACAGCCAACUUGAGGAACUUUGGAAUGGCAUUCAGGAUCUUGGGAAGUUAAUAGAGAUGGAUCUUAGUCACUCUAAGCACUUGACUAAAAUCCCAGACGCUGCUCACGCUCCGAACCUUGAGACUAUAAAUCUUGAAUACUGUAUAAGUUUGCUUCAACUUCCUCCAACUCUGCAAUAUCAUUGCAAGCUCAGUUCUUUGAACCUGAGAUGCUGCUCAAAACUUGAGAAACUUCCAGAGCUAUCCAGGAAUUUGAAAAGAGUUAGUUUUGGAAGGAUGUACAGAAAUAAAAGAAGUUCCCUCAUCGAUUGGAUCUCUAGACAAACUCGAGUCUUUGAAUCUUCACAACGGUAAAGUCCUUAUGAAUCU
Messenger RNA from Ziziphus jujuba (common jujube), 880 nucleotides. Its product is annotated as disease resistance protein RPP2A-like. NCBI's taxonomy places the organism in Eukaryota, Viridiplantae, Streptophyta, Magnoliopsida, Rosales, Rhamnaceae. The transcript is spliced from 3 exons. The coding region runs from base 131 to 865 and encodes 244 amino acids. Gene Ontology annotation, biological process: defense response. The record is from RefSeq and is a predicted model, not a curated record.